This is a messenger RNA of Lytechinus variegatus (green sea urchin), 2935 nucleotides long. RefSeq names its product UDP-glucuronosyltransferase 1A7-like. Gene Ontology annotation, molecular function: UDP-glycosyltransferase activity. The transcript has a single exon. NCBI's taxonomy places the organism in Eukaryota, Metazoa, Echinodermata, Echinoidea, Temnopleuroida, Toxopneustidae. Bases 589 to 2196 code for a protein of 535 amino acids. The record is from RefSeq and is a predicted model, not a curated record.
AUGGUAAGUAUUCCACACGAUUACCAAGAAAUAUCACUAUCGGAAGAGCUUACAUGAUUCCCGUGACCGCCAAAUUACACGUACUCAUCAGGGGCGCUGGAACAGUUUUAAAGUGGGGGAGCUGAGCCAAAAGUGAGGGUGCUGACCAUGAAAAAAAAUCGCAAUCAGAUGGCCAUUUUUACGUUUUUUUUACACCGUUUUGGAAAAAAAGUGGGGGGGGGGGGCUGAAGUCCACCCUGCCCCCUCCCCGGUUACGCAGCCCCUGCACAGAGAUUAAGAACAGCAAGAUUCAAUUUGAAGAAGUAUAAGGAAUUACACUACGCAAGUUCAAAUGUGUAUGCACUAUUGAUAAUUAUGAGUUCAAAGUCUAUUUCCUUUCAGACUCAAAUAUGCAGUGGAGGCCUACAAUAUUUUUGUACAAGGACAAAAUGCAAACAAAUCCGUUUGAUAUUGCCGGCAUAAUUAUGGAUAAUUUGAAAAGGCACAUGUGGUGCUCUCUGUGAUACUUUCAAAUUGUUCAAUAUCAUAAGAUCGGUAAAGACGGUAAUACUGUACACUGCAGAAUCCCGAGCAGAAUUAGCCACAGAGAUGGCUUUAAAAUGCCUCUUUAAGCUUUUUACAGUGUGUCUAGUGGCUGGAAAUGUCGCAUUCUGUGACAGUGCCAAAGUUUUAUUCGUAGGACUUUUUGGAGGAGGGAGUCAUAUGAUGGCCCUGAUUCCUAUAGGAAGAAGUCUUGUUGAUCGGGGCCAUGAGGUGACAUUUCUAGUCAAUCACUUGGAUACUGAGAAAUAUGCUCAAUCAAAGUACACGGAUUACUUCAAGUUUGAACACCACACUUAUAAAACACUAGACCAGGAAUUCACCCAUAUCGACAACCAGAUAGUAAAUUUGGCUUUCUCAGGUAACAUAGUUGGCCAAUUGAGGUUUCUAACAUCUCUGUUCGCGGAUCUAAACACUAAGGUUUGCGAAUCAAUAUUCAGAGACAAGGAUCUGAUGACACGAUUAGAAGGGAUCGACGCUGUUGUGGUUGAUGUUUAUUGGCCUUGUGGGAUCUAUAUGAAAUCGUUCAUCGCCAAGAAAACGAAGACAACAAUUCACGGAAUCGUCGUUUCUCCGACUGCGUCAAACUCAUACAUACAGCAGCUAGCAGGGUCACCAGUCAACCCUUCCUAUCAACCUAUGUCAAUCACCGGACUAUCUUCCAACAUGAUGUUCUUGCAACGCGUCAUCAAUACCAUAUCGUACCUGGUAGGUAACAUAUUUAAUUACAUCAUGAUUGAGAAACCAUAUCACGGAAUAGUGGACGAAUAUCGUCUGGAUCCUGCUUUGAAAAAAUCAAUCCAAGACGAUGUCGAUCUGUAUCUGAUCAACACUGAAUUUUGUGUCGAAUUCCCGUUCUCCCUGAUGCCGAACGUUGUCCCAGUGGGUGGUCUUACGACAGAGGCAGCUAAACCUCUAGAUGACGAGUUGGAAAGCUUUAUGGGCAAUUCUGGAGAGCCAGGAGUUAUUGUCUUCUCAUUUGGUUCAACAUUCACGAUAAUUACAAAGUCAAAGCCUGAACUCACUCAAGUUUUCAUGGAUGCAUUCGGUCGUUUGCCCCACAAGGUGCUGUUUCACCUACAAACAGAUCUGCCAGAUGAUGUACCUGAAAACAUCAAAGUGCUAACAUGGCUUCCCCUCCAGGAUGUCCUUGGUCACCCUAAGACACGUCUCUUGGUCUACCACGGUGGCAACAAUGGUUUCCUAGAAGCAGUCUACCAUGGUGUGCCCCUUGUCGUCAUGCCCCUGAUAGGGGACCAGAUCGACGUUGCUGCCAGGGUCAAGACGAUGGGACUAGGUACCACCCUUGACAAGAUGCAGUUGAGCGCUGACUACAUCUACCAAACCCUAUCAGAAGCUCUGCAGAAUCCAGAGUACGGUAAGAACGUGAAGCGUGCCUCGGCUAUUUUCAAAGACCGGCCAAUGACAGCCCCUGAUCGAGCAGCUUUCUGGAUUGAGCACGUCAUCAAACAUGGUGGAAGCUACAUGCGAUCCCCUGCCCACGACUUAUCUUUUAUUCAGUAUUAUUUGUUAGAUGUGAUUUUGGUGAUAACUUUUGUAUUUUUGACAAUAAUGUAUCUCGUUUACAAACUGCUUAGAUUGUGUUUAAAAACUUGCCUCCAUAUUACUGUAAAAGGAAAAUUUAAGAAUGACUAGAUUUUAAUAUCUGCAAUACAUGCUUGUUCAUAAAUGUUUUCAUUCCUUUUUUUUGAGAAUGGACUCAACAUGUUGAAGAUGAGCAACUUUCAUAUAGUCUAUAUACAAUCUGCUUUGCAAGUCUAGCAUCAUAUGCUGCUCCUUUUCGGAUCAUUUGGACCCAUACCUCUCAAUCAUUAUGCCAUUUCCUCAGUCUCAUCUCAUUGUCUUUCUUCUGUGCUUUAUGUACUCUUAUUGUGCAAAUAAAUCGAGUUUUAUUAUGAUUCUAUUCAGGAUAUAACUGUCCAAAUGUUAGGCUCGUUAUGACUCAAGGGAAGAUUAAUGUAGGGCCUACCUCAGAAAUGCAACUGUGCUACAUAUUUCAAUAUAUAUAUAAAAGAGCAGGAAUCUGCAUCUUUUCAAAGGAUAACAAAUUUGUAAAUCAGACACUGAUGUACAUGUAUAUAGCAUAACACAAAUGGCAAACGCAAUUGAUUUAUUCAAACGCGCCAGAGUAGAAGACAAUCGUGGAUCAGAAUAGCGGCUCGUUUCUACUUCAUGCAAAUAAACUUGCAAGGAAUUACUCUGUCUGGAGGAUAGGCAAUCACAGAAAUAGGCAUUUUAUUAUGUAUCGAUUAAAUGCAGGCAAACAAAACGUAUCUUUGUCUAAUGAGCAAAAUGGUUCCAGUAGUCACAAUAAAAUUACUGUUUAUGUUUUGAUUGUGUCGUGUUUUCUCACAUUCAUGGGAAUAACGGGCAU